AUGAGAUAGUAAAAGGUUUUGUUAAUCACUCUUGCUGUCUUUAGUAUAUUAGGUGGCAUACUUUUUGGUGUUCAACACAAAGAUUACAAAUGGGGAGAGAGUUUUACCAAAAAUUUAAAUAAGAGAAUUACGGCCUGGAAAGAGUGUGUGAAACAAUAUACUGUUGACUGCUCAGAUAAUACUAUUUCUACUAUUGAAGAAUGUCAAAAAGCAGAAAAAAAUUACAUUGAUUGUUAUUAAAAUGAACCAAGCUGCUAGAAAUGGGAUAAUAUAAUCUCAAAAGCUAAAAGGUAUGAAAUUCUAAGAGAAGAAAUGUACGAAUGUGCAUAGAUGUGCGAGAGCUUCGCUGAAAAAGACAGUUUUUAUUACAAAGAUAUUUUUUUAGUCAAAUAUUAAUUUUGUACAGAAUGA
Molecule: messenger RNA, 411 nt
Organism: Tetrahymena thermophila SB210
Lineage: Eukaryota; Ciliophora; Oligohymenophorea; Hymenostomatida; Tetrahymenidae
Product: transmembrane protein, putative
Exons: 1
Source: RefSeq, a predicted model, not a curated record